AUGCCUCCCUCCAAGGCGUUGUCGGCACGCAAGCAGGCGCUGACCUUGACACAACUGGCCACGUACGAUGACAUCCUUACCGAUGCCAUUGUGGAUCACGUGUUCUACUGGACAACGAUUCCGAAAAAUCGAUCUUCUUACCAUCCUUCGCGUGGUGUGCGCGAAGACGAAAUUGCCAAGAUCAUACAGACCGACCUCGUUCUCAACAAGGACAUUGAUGCCGCCGAACACAAUCUGCUCACGACUGAUGGACUCCGAAAAUUCUGCAAUUCACUCAAGACCGAUAAGGAGAAGGCUGAUUUCAGAGGACAUCUGCGCCGAUACUUGAAUCUGUACCUUCCUGACUGCCCCUUCGAAGUCAACUCGACCAAUCGUUACACUAUUGUGUCCCAUGAAGCCGCUAUCACAGCUCGCCGCUUCAUUGCCAGGAAUGAAACAGUCAAGUACCUUUCUGGCGUUCAAGUUAUGAUCACACCCGAAGAAGAGCGUGAGAUGACCGCGCGGAAGAAGGAUUUCAGCAUUAUCAUCUCAUCACGAAACAAGUGCGCAAGCUUGUUCAUGGGCCCAGCCCGGUUCGCCAACCACGAUUGCAAGGCAAAUGCGAAGCUUGUAACUACUGGACAAGCUGGUAUUGAGAUCAUUGCGACCACCAACAUCGACGUCGGCGACGAAAUUACCGUCACUUAUGCCGAUAGCUACUUUGGCGAGGACAAUUGCGAGUGUUUAUGCAGUACCUGCGAGAGGAGACAAGCGAACGGAUGGCAUAACGAAGAGGAUACGACAGUGAAAAGGAGCAUAGAGGACCACUCGGCUGAGGGUUACUUGCUGCGGCGACGAAGGCGGGAUGAUAGUGUUGAUCGCGCUUCGCGUACGCCUUCUGUUAGUGCUGAUAUACGACCACGUGUUUCGAAAACUCGCCGAGGUCGCAAGUCAGAUCACAACUCAGCUGUCGAUCACUCUGCGGCUGCAGAAUCACCGCUGCCGUUCGCCGCUGCAACCAAGAAGCGAAGCCUCACUACGCUAACCCCACCGAUCACGCCUGCGAAGGCUUCGAAACUCUCGGCGAACAAUGCUAUUCCUGCGCCGAGUGAGCUAGAAAGCUCGAGGAGUUGCUCCGCUGGUUCUCCUCGCAGCCACUCCUUGUCCAGCACUGAUCAUGGCGCAUCUACUGAUAUCACGGAGCCGGAAAAACAGAGCCCUGAACCCCACUUGCUCAAGCCUCUGGCGGUUCGCAAGGAGGAUUUCUCUCUUCUGAAGCGUGAGGAGACAGAUGAGCGGUCUAGCACGACGCUGACAAAAAUUUCACUUUUCUCCUCGCCCGCAAACAUCGCGGCCAGUACAGAGUCUGACAGGCCUUUCGAUCACACCCCGCCCAGCACCAGACCUCUUUCAAUCGCAUCUCUUUGCAACCCGCCAUCACCCCCUUCCUCUCAAGAACUCGCAAAUACUACGAAUCACGCCAUAUCGGAGGCCACAACGGAGCCAGUGACCGAUCCCGCCCCAGUUGUUGCAAAACUUGAAGCUGCGCCGCCAGCGUUGGCAGAGCUCCCGAAGAAGCGCAAAUAUCAGAAGCGGACCUUUGUCAAGGAAACAACGCCUCCUGCCCGCCAUCGAAUCCCGGGCGACUACACACUAACGCCCCUCUUGCUUUCGGAGCCGGAGACGGCCUGGAUUCGAUGCAUCAACUGUGAUACGGCCUUCGUGCAGCACAACGCGUAUUACACCAAGAGUUCCUGCCCUCGCUGCGAGCGUCACUCAAAAUUGUAUGGUUAUCUUUGGCCAAAGACAGAGAAAGCCGGUCCGCGCGAUAAGGAGGAACGCAUUCUGGAUCAUCGUAUCAUUCACCGCUUCCUGCAUGCAGAUGAUGAGGCCAAGAUUCGUGGUCGAAAGCGCCCAGCAUCGAGCGCGGCCACCCCUAGCGAUGGGUCCGAUUGCGUGCUGCCGCCGAGAAAGCGACAGAAGGUGCUGAAGGAUACGCCGACAGACUCUGAUGAGGACUGUGGUCCUGUCAGACGCAGUGGUCGGACAAGGAGGGUCAGCAGUAGGCUCGCCGAGUUGUGA
Verticillium dahliae VdLs.17 is the source of this 2061-nucleotide messenger RNA. RefSeq names its product histone-lysine N-methyltransferase SET9. The record is from RefSeq and is a predicted model, not a curated record. The transcript is spliced from 2 exons. Lineage: Eukaryota; Fungi; Ascomycota; Sordariomycetes; Glomerellales; Plectosphaerellaceae. Gene Ontology annotation, molecular function: protein binding; histone H4K20 methyltransferase activity. Gene Ontology annotation, cellular component: nucleus. The coding region runs from base 1 to 2061 and encodes 686 amino acids.